Molecule: messenger RNA, 2829 nt
Organism: Eimeria necatrix
Lineage: Eukaryota; Apicomplexa; Conoidasida; Eucoccidiorida; Eimeriidae
Exons: 1
Coding region: 1-2829 (942 amino acids)
Source: RefSeq, a predicted model, not a curated record
AUGAAAGAGAAGCUUGCGUUCAUCGCCGCCUUGCCGGCCUUCGUGGCCUGCGCAGAUCCUGGAGUGGUUCUAUCGAGCGGCGUUUCACAAGACCCCAUCGAUCUGUCGUUCCCUCCUGUGCAAGAAAAACCAAAUCACAGUGCAGUAGCAUAUGAACAUGUGGGCGCUCAUGGCAUCAACGGAUCCCAGGGAUUUAGACUCAAGGUGUUGCAUGUCUUCGUAGCACUGGCAGGCGUGAUGGCGCUGUUGUUCCUCGUCAUGCAUUGUUUUAGCAAGCUCAGGGGCCAUGAAUUGACCAGCCGCAAGCUUGCGUUUGGGGGUUCUUGCGGGCCAGACGAAGAGGAGAGUGCAGCAGGCGGCGCAUCAGGCAAAAGGACUGGAGGUGAAGGUGGAAAUUCUGCUACCUCAGGACAAGGUCCACAUCCUCCUCAAAGCAGUAGAGAGACACCAGAACCUUUCCCACGGAGUGAUGGGGACCAGCCCAGAAAGCCGAUGCCAUCGCCUGCGCUGAGUCCACAGCCCUGGACUUCGAGCUUUGGAAAUCCACCAAAAAGACAUCGUUCAGCUUUCAUACAAGCGCCUACCCCCUGGACUGGGGGCCCAAAGACUCCUCAAAAGGUUUCCUUUAAAAUUCGAGAACCCCCUUCACCCUCAAUUCCAAUGGAUGUCGACGAAGGACGGGGAGAGCCGGACGACACCGAGGUCCCAAUGGAUGUUGAUGAAACGCCUUUGCAACAGCCGCCAACCCCAACGCCUGUGCAACAGCCGCCAACCCCAACGCCUGUGCAACAGCCGCCAACCCCAACGCCUGUGCAACGACCGCCAACCCCAACGCCGGUGCAACAGCCGCCAACCCCAACACCUGUGCAACAGCCGCCAACCCAAACGCCUGUGCAACAGCCGCCUACCCAAACGCCUUUGCAACAGCCGCCAACCCAAACGCCUUUGCAACAGCCGGCAACCCCUUCUUCUCCUGCGCCACAGGUGCAAUUGCCUAGGCAGAAGUUGCCUCCCAGUAACAAACCAAGGCUGCCUAAGCCUCCACCACCUCCCAGGAGUUCAUCCCUGCCUUCACCUCAGGGACCAGCCGGACAUUUACCCAGUCCUGGGGCAAAAUCACCACAAUUACCCUGCCGUUGGCCACCUGUACAGGCAUCAGCAUAUUCAUCGCCGUCAUCUGGAACGUUUCCGCCCCCACCGUCGUCUCCUAUCCCACCCUCAUUCCCUACGCCGCAAGAUCGACCAGAAUCGCCCCUCGAUUUACCCCCAUUCCCAUCUUCCACUUCAUCAGGACAAAGCCCGCCACCGUCGCCUACAGAUUUCCCGCCUCCGCCGCCAUUUGUCCUGGGAGGAGAUCCGUCAGCACCGUCUCCAGAUUACAUCUCCUCAACUUUACAUUCUCCUCCUUCAGCGCAAGCUCCGUCGUCAUCUUCCAUAAGUUCACAAGAUUCACAGAUUCCUCCCGCACCGCCGCUGCCUCCGCCAUACACUCCACCAUCAUCUUCCUCACGUCCAUCGGUUCCUCCCGCAUCGCCGCUGCCUCCGCCAUACACUCCACCAUCAUCUUCCUCACGUCCAUCGGUUCCUCCCGCACCGCAGCUGCCUCCGCCAUACACUCCACCAUCAUCUUCCUCACGUCCAUCGAUUCCUCCGCCGCCGUUACCUUCAUCACAAACUCCACCAUCAUCUUCCUCACCACUGAUUCCUCCCGCACCGCCGUUGCCUUCAUCAGAGACUCCAACAUCAACGUCCUCGCGUUCUGGUGCUAAUUUCCCACCGCGGCAUCCAUCACAGACUCCGCCCUCAUCGUCCUCACGUUUGGUACCACCACAUGGGCCGUCAUACCCAACAAGUGGUGGUCAGGGCUCGUCACCGGAGAAGGUAACUCCACCAAAUUCCGAUGCUUUAAGGGAGGAACUGCUUCAAGCGCUGGGCCAAAUGAACAGAGGGGGUAAUCGUUUUCCUCGCGUUGGCGCAGGUGGCGAGCGAGCUCGUCGCCGGCUAGGAAGUACACAACAAAGAGAUGAAGGGCCAUUUUCGCCCUCUUCGGGCGUUUUCCCACUGUGGAAAACACCGAGCCCUGGCACAGACACACCAAGUCUCAGCACCCCACCUCCUGCACCAAAACAGAAUCAGCAACGAAAAAUUUUUGGACCUCGCGGCCCAUCAGGUGUUGAUGUAGGGAGCCUACGCGUGCGCCUCUUUGGAGGCCCUAAACCACCUGAAGGAGUGCGUCCACAAGGUGGUUCAUCUGGAUCGCGCAGCCCUUCUGCAACCCAGACGCACAGUCCAUCCUCAAGUCCACGACCUGGACCUUCCCAACACAACGGACGCAGCCCUUCCCCACACCCCGGGAAAGGCAAUGUUUCACGUCCCUCCGGAAGUUCUCCGGGGAGGCACGCGCAGAGCCCGUCUCCUCGUCCCCAAUCUCAGGGAUUUCCUAGACGCACCAACUCUAUGCGCGUCAGGUAUGGUCCUUCCCCAGGCCCCCUUUCUGCUUGGCUUCGCGGUAGCCAAGAAGGUGGGUUUCCCCAGCGUACGUUUUCUCUACGUUUGGGCGAUUCUUCCAGUGGCCUUGGCAUUUUCCGCCUAGCUCCCCCAGGCUCGCCUAACAACCAGCCAAGCCCUUUCCUGAAUGCGCAGCCCAGGUCUUCUCAAAGCCCGCAACCUAGCACUUCUACGCAAUCCGGACCCCAACCUUGGUCACGGCCUGGACUUCCCCCAAAACCCAAGGGCGGAACAAGACAUACAGGUUUUCCGGGAUCAGGAUCUUCCUCUCCUCCAGAAAGAGGCCAGGACGACGAGGAUGACGGCGGGUUUGAUAUCUAG